AAUCACUUCAAAAGGUGGAAAAAUCUUAUCAUUUUUAUCUUUUUGCGUGCCCGGAGCUCUCGUCGUAGUUCCCGUUGGAAAAGUCACGAAGGAGUUCGUUCGGAAUGACUACACCUCCUCAUUUGACACACCUCGGUUAACGUGAAAAUGUCGCUGCUGAUCCGCUGCGGAAAACAAUCUCCACAAAAUCCGCACCGUUUGCUGGAAUUAGUUCGCUGUUCCCUGAAAAAUCAUCAUCCCCUUGGGAAGCUUCACUCGCGGCAGUUGCAUGUUACUGCUUCUGCGGCAGGUCUGCUCCACUAUGACCAUCGAACGGGCGCUCGACCGACGCUUGGAGUGCAGCGUAGAAGCUACUCAACGUCGAAGCCGGGCUCGGAUUCUCAAGGCACCGAAAACGCCCUUCGGCAUAUAUUCCAAAAGAAGAAGAAAGAAACGAACCAUGGAGUGCAAUUUUGCGAAACUCGAAGCAUACCAUCGGAGCAUCGAGCGAAGGAGAAGGAGAGAAGCUUCACUUCACGCACCCUAACCGAAAGCCACGCCACGAAUCUCGGGCAACAGCAACGACAGGGCCAGCAAGAACGGUACUAUCACCGGUACGACCAUUCGAAGAAUCUGCAUCGCGGCCGGUUCCUGGGAGGAUCACAAGCGAUCGCAGCUAACAUGGGCCGGGUCCUUCCUAACCACCAACCAUUACUGCAAGCUCCCACCACCAUCAUCACCAGCAACAUCAAAGCAACAUCACCAAUUCGUCAUUGUUUCCAUGUAGGGCACCAUCCGGCGUCCGGCGAAUCGAUUGGCACCUACGAUGGACCGGAAGUGACGGCCACCGAUAUGAUCAAGGCGAUGGCAACCUACAUCUGGCCGAAGGAUGAUGCAAUGGUGCGGAAAAGAGUACUGGUAUCGUUGGGCUUACUGGGCGGUGCAAAGGUGCUGAACGUGUGCGUGCCCUUCCUCUUUAAGAUGGGCAUCGAUAAUCUGAACGUUCUCAGCAUGGACACGGUACCGGAAGCUGCCUCGGCACUGACCAUUUCCGUGCUGCUAGGGUAUGGAAUUGCACGCGCCGGUGCCGCUGGAUUUAACGAGCUGCGAAAUGCCGUGUUUGCCCGUGUAGCCCAGCAUUCGAUCCGCAAGAUCGCCACCAACGUGUUCCUUCAUCUGCACAAUCUCGAUUUGCAGUUUCAUCUGAGCAAGCAAACCGGAGCACUGUCGAAGACGAUCGAUCGUGGUUCACGGGGAAUCAACUUCGUACUCACGGCAAUGGUGUUCAACGUGGUGCCAACGAUAUUUGAGCUGGCGCUCGUAUCGAGUAUUCUCGGUGCAAAGUGUGGCCUCGCGUACGCUGCCCUAUCGAUGGGAUGUGUUGGCGUGUACAGUGCGUACACAUUGGCGGUCACGCAAUGGCGUACCAAGUUCCGGAUCUACAUGAACCAGGCGGAGAACGAGGCUGGCAAUAAGGCGGUCGAUUCACUGAUCAACUACGAAACGGUCAAGUAUUUCAACAACGAACAGUACGAAGCGAACCGGUACGAUAAGGUGCUGCAAAAGUACGAGGCCGCUAGCCUCAAGACCAGCACUAGUCUGGCGUUGCUCAACUUUGGCCAGAAUGCGAUCUUCAGCGUAGCCCUGAGUGCGAUCAUGGUGAUGGCCGCGAACGAGAUCGCACGGGGCAACAUGACCGUCGGUGAUCUGGUGAUGGUGAAUGGGUUGCUGUUUCAGUUGUCCAUUCCGCUCGGAUUCUUAGGCAGCGUGUACCGUGAGGUGCGCCAAGCUCUGCUCGAUAUGCGUACCAUGUUCACGCUGAUGGGCGUCGAGAGCGCCAUCCAGAACCGUGUCAAUGCCUCGCCGUUGGAUGUGCGACGAGAAACGGCUUCGAUCGAGUUCCGGCACGUUGGCUUCCGGUACGCACAGAGCAACGACAUUUUCAAGGAUCUCUCCUUCACGAUACCGGCGGGCGCGAAAGUGGCCAUCGUUGGAGGGUCUGGAUCGGGGAAAUCUUCGAUGGUGCGGCUACUGUAUCGAUUCUUCGAACCGACGACCGGAGAGAUACUGAUCAAUGGCCAGAACAUAAGGGAAGUGGACCUCCAAAGCCUAAGGCGUGCCAUUGCCGUCGUGCCACAGGAUUCCGUGCUGUUUCACGAUACGAUCCGGCACAACAUCCACUACGGUGAUCUGUCCCGGUCACAGGCUGAGCUGGAGGAAGCCGCCCGUAUGGCGGAUCUGCACGAGUCCAUCCUUCAGUGGCCGAAACAGUACGACACGCAGGUCGGUGAGCGGGGGUUGAAGUUGUCCGGCGGAGAGAAACAGCGAGUAGCCAUUGCUCGAGCCAUCUUGAAGAAUUCACCCAUCCUGGUGUUCGAUGAAGCCACUAGCAGCUUGGAUUCAAUCACGGAGCAGAAUAUACUGCAAGCGUUGGCACGUGCAACGGAUAACCGUACCAGCAUCUGCAUUGCGCAUCGGCUUUCGACGGUGAUGGAUGCGGAUGAAAUUUUAGUUCUCGAAAACGGGCGCAUCGGGCAACGUGGAACGCACGAUCAGCUGCUGCGAAGUGGCGGUCUGUACACCAAACUGUGGGACACCCAGAAUCGACAGUAUAACGCUGGAACCACCCAGAACAACAAGCACUAAUCGCAAACGUCUGAAAUGCUGAAAGGAAGCGAAAGAAUUGUGUAAAGUUUGUUGACUAUUUUUAAGAUAGAACAAAACGUACCAUUACGCGAGUGCGAAAUCACUUGACCCGAGCGUAUAUUUUGAUUUGUACCAUACCUUAUGAUCGCGAACAAUGUGAGCCCUUUGUGCAAAAUGCCUUAA
Messenger RNA from Anopheles aquasalis, 2808 nucleotides. It is a transcript of the gene ABCB7, whose product is annotated as ATP binding cassette subfamily B member 7. Gene Ontology annotation, molecular function: ATP hydrolysis activity; ABC-type transporter activity; ATP binding. Gene Ontology annotation, biological process: transmembrane transport; intracellular iron ion homeostasis. Gene Ontology annotation, cellular component: mitochondrial inner membrane. The record is from RefSeq and is a predicted model, not a curated record. NCBI's taxonomy places the organism in Eukaryota, Metazoa, Arthropoda, Insecta, Diptera, Culicidae.